AUGAGUGAUGUUGAGACUGUCUCCUCCUUGCCAGCUACCCUGGAUGCCGGACAAAACGCUCUUGCGGUCAAGGUGAAUCACCAGUCUCCUCCCCCGGGCCCUCCAUCUCCCAAGAGGACAUCUCCACCCCGGGUUGUCAUUGGGAAUGGGAAGGUCGGCCCUGUAGGGGAGGUUGAUCCUGUUGCCGGGGAGGGCGAUGGGCCACCGAGCCCAAAGGCUGAUUCGGAGGCAGAAACCAUAAUACAAUCCGGUCGAGAGUCUUUGUCGCCCGAGAAAAGACGAAAGUACAUAAGACAUGAACCGAAACGACGUGAUGAUGGGAAUGACCGAGUGGACGCUGUGGAAAAUGACCUCCCCCCUAAUGGUUCGCAGGCGAGAAAGUUCGUGAAUGGUGAUUCCCCCAGUGAACGCGACCGUGAAUCGCGCCGUAUGAGCCCCUCGAGAAGAACCAAGUCCCCUUUGUCGACAGUAAAGCUAGAGAAGCCCGAGGAUCCGCAUUCCGUUCCGAGGAGAUCUGAGCCGCCCCCUCCUGCUUUCACGGCACCCAAAAUCUCGAGGAAGCGGAGCUUCAGCGAGACAGUCGACAUCGAAGCUGGCCCGGGUCGUCAUAGUCAAUCGGGCUCAGUCCGUGACAGGGAACGAAAAGAUUUGAACGGCGUGGCCUUUGCUCCUCCUGCAUCCACCGAUCGUUCGAUAUCUCCCGUCCGAUCGUCUCACAAGCGAACGGCUUCUGGCCAGCAGUUGGGCGGAGGUGAUUUACAGAGAAAGAAGAAGGCCCCCACGCCACUCAUCACCGGCUUUCAGAGACAAAGUUCAGAAGAUAGACAAUCGGUCUCGUCUUCCACCAGUGGCUCUCCAUUGCCCAGCGCCCAGAUUCGAAAACUCGGUUCCGUCGAUGGGGCUUCCGCGUCCCCUGCGAGGCCAACGGGGUACAAAAAACAGCGUGACCAGAAUGGUCGGACACGCCUGGCGCGCGCCUGCGCGGCCCAAGAAUUGGAUGUGGCCAUUGCUAGACACGCAGAACGCCCAGAGGACCUGAAUGUUGCCGACAACGCCGGAAAUACUCCCCUGCAGAUUGCGGCCCUCGAGGGCAGUGCCCCAAUAGUGAAAUUCCUCUUGAAUGCUGGCUGCGAGAUUGACACUAAGAAUAUCGACAAGGACACACCGCUAAUCGAUGCCGUUGAAAAUGGGCACUUUGAUGUCGUCAAGCUUUUACUAGAGGCAGGGGCGAACCCUCGAACCGUCAAUGCCGAGGGUGACGAGCCCUACGAUCUCGUUCCGGCCGACUCGGAGGAAUAUGAGGACAUUCGACGAGUGCUAGAGGAAGCAAAGGCAUCCGUCAGGCCUGGAAGACGCUCGGAGGAACGCACGGGAUCCGAAGCCAAAGAAGGCUCUUCUCGACGCAUCUCUGCCGAAAGUGCGCGCGAUUCACCUCCUGCACACAGGCCGCGCAGCCCUCCACUCAGCACCACAACCAAGCGCAAGACAGUCAGAAGCGAAGCCACUCGAAACGAUUUACUGUGGACAACCGCUACCCCGGAGAACUUGCAAGCCUUCGCCGCCAAGGGUGAUUUUGUCGGGGUUGCCAACAUUCUGAACGUGGGGCAAAAGGCUGACAUUGAAUCAAUGAUCGCUGCCGCCAAAGGUGGCCAUGACGAAGUGGUCUCCCUUCUGCUUGGCAUCGGUGAUGCGGAUCCGGACCCUCCUCCAGUUCAAGACGGCUCUCAUAAACCCGGGUACAAUACGCCAAUGCUCGCUGCAAUCGGUCGUGGCAAUCUCGAGGUUAUCCGAAUUUUGCUCAAUCAACGACAAUUCAACCCGACGAGACGGCUCUAUAGGGACCGAACCUAUUUCGAGCUCUCCCGAGAUCGCAGGGCAGACAACUGGGAGGAGGAAUUUGAUCUCCUCCGAGAUGCGUACGACAACUACAGCAGAGUAAAGAAACAUCGCAAGCCCGACGGCCCAUCACCGCGACGACCGCGCGAUCGUGAUAUUGAGAAUCGACGCCCAGGGCGCCGUGAUUCCUUAUCCCCUGUCGCUCGACCUCGGAAGCCUGUCGCGAGCCCAAACCAUCGGGAUUCCACGACCAAAGAUAUACUGGUGUCUAAGGAGAAACGCCGGGACAACAUGGCCCAUGCUAAGGAGAAGCCUACCCACCCCAAACUUUCUCAUCGAUCCAGCGAUGGGCUGUCUAAUGGAGCCGACCCCGAUGGGCCUCGCACCGAUCCAACCAGAUCCAAGCCAUCUCUAGCCACCAAAGAUGGAGAACACGCUAUCGUAAACCGUGGAGACGAGGCCCCCAAACGAAGACGAUUAAUUGCUGGACGACCACCACAAGAUCGCGACCGCCGAAGGCCCAGUCUGCCAUCAUCUGACUCUGUUUCGGGGCGUGAGGAGAGUUCCAAACGUGUUACGCAUCCCGAAAGCAGCAGUGGCAGCAAGUCCGGAUUGAAGCGUGGACAUGGCAGUGCAAGCCCAGAAAGGCCGCGUUCCCGCGAUACAGAGCAUGAGAAGCAUCCCCGAGAGAUCCACAAGAAGAAACGACGGGUUUUGUCUGAAGAUGGGACGCCCAAUAUUGCGAAUGGAGGCCUGAAGAAGAGCCAGCCGGCAGCGACAGGAGACCUCAAGUCAUCUCGCCAGAAGGACGAUGACGAUCAUCACUCCGACCCUGGGUUGAACGCCGCACGGGAAUCUGACGCACAAGCCACGAAGCCAGUCGAACGGAAGCCCGUUAAAGAAGAGCACGAAAAGCACGAGACCCACGACUUGGAUGAUAUCCCAAUGGAGGAUCCUGUGAGUUUAUCCGAGAAAGCCGAAGCACAGGCGGAAGCGGAAGCCCGACGACAAAAGGAGGCCAGCAUCGCGAAGCAAGAACGACUGGCGGAGGAGGCGCGCCUUGCGGAAGCCGAAAAGGCUCGUCUGGAGAAGGAAGAGAAAGAGCGGGCAGCCCGUUUGGCUCAAGAGAAGGCAGAGAAGGCCGCGGAGGAGGAGCGCAAGCGAAAAGAGGCCGAAGAACGCCGAGCCAAGCUGGCCGAAGAGGAACGCCAGAAACGCCUCGAGCAGGAACGGGCUCGGCUUGCCAAACUGCGCAGGGAGCAGGAAGAGCAAGAGCAACGGCGGCGAGACGCUCUACCUAGCAGACUUCGUGCUGCGGCCAAUCUGGUUGGGUCCAACGAUCCUCAGGCGAGAAGCCACAUGUGGUUGAGGAAAUUCAUGCCCGUGGUGACCGCGGAGACGAAGCAACUCGAUCCUUCCUGUUCACCCGAUGUCGCGGACGAGAAAUGGGUUCCAAACUAUCUGGUCGCACCGAUAUUAGCGACUAAUGACCUCCAACUUUCACAGUAUGCCGGCUGGGAGAAGCGCAACGCGACGCCGACUCAGCGAGGAAAUUUAUGGCGUGUCACUCGGCGAAUGCUCGUGCAAGCCGACGAGAUGGAGUUCUUGAGCUCGUCAUUUGGACAGAUCAUGCGGAGAGACAGCGAAGCACGCCCCAAAUACUUCGACAUGGAGCAUGUAUUCUGGGUUCGGCUCUCCGACUUCAUGGAUCUUGUUCCACACAUUCCCCAUCUGCAUGGGCUCGACAUUCAAUUCCUGAAGAUGCAUAUUGAUCGCGAACCAUCGGCGACACCCCCAUUUGAUCUACCGCAGCCCAACGGACAUGUCUCGGUACCCCCGCCCGUGGAAGAAGGGUUUCCCAACGGAAUUCAAGGCCUUACAAACGGCUAUGGUCAUGCCCGACCAAGUACAUACGUCUAA
Aspergillus affinis is the source of this 3756-nucleotide messenger RNA. RefSeq names its product putative histone deacetylase complex subunit (Hos4). The record is from RefSeq and is a predicted model, not a curated record. Lineage: Eukaryota; Fungi; Ascomycota; Eurotiomycetes; Eurotiales; Aspergillaceae. The coding region runs from base 1 to 3756 and encodes 1251 amino acids. The transcript has 2 exons. Gene Ontology annotation, molecular function: protein binding.